Lodderomyces theae is the source of this 1674-nucleotide messenger RNA. RefSeq names its product putative GTPase (gene MTG2). NCBI's taxonomy places the organism in Eukaryota, Fungi, Ascomycota, Pichiomycetes, Serinales, Debaryomycetaceae. Gene Ontology annotation, molecular function: GTPase activity; GTP binding. The transcript has a single exon. Bases 1 to 1674 code for a protein of 557 amino acids. The record is from RefSeq and is a predicted model, not a curated record. Gene Ontology annotation, cellular component: mitochondrion.
AUGAUAAAUAGGACAUCACAUCUUGUGCUGGUGAGGCUACUACUGUACCGGGAUCUUACCACAUCACCACGUUUACGGAAAUCUGUGUCAUCUGCAACCUCAUUCACGCCAAACUAUGCCUUUCAUAAUGAGUUUCCAGACGCUUUUGGAAAGGAUGUUGUUUCAAAGAGUAUAUCCAAUGAUGAGCUGCAGAUAAUCAAGAUAUCUCAAAUCAUUCAACACCCUGAUACAGCAACAACAACAACAACAACAACAACAACAACAACAACAACAACUCCUAUAUCCAAGCGCAAGCUUCCCAAACCAAGGAAUAUCAUAAGUAUAGCCGAUUACUUUUCAGGCAACUCACAUCAUUUACACCAUGUGUUUUAUUCAAAUCUAAUACACGCCAAAACCAAAAAAGCAGCUAAGGUUGAGAACAAAAAGUUUGUCGAUUUGAAGAUUAUGAAGUUGACAAGUGGGUCUGGAGGUAAUGGGGCAGUUUCAUUUUUCCGCGAUAAUUUAACCACAGCGGGACCUCCCGAUGGGGGUGACGGUGGUAAUGGCGGUAAUAUCUACAUUAAUGUUGUGGAUCGUAACUUGAACUCGCUACAUUAUUUGCAAAAGAGGUAUGUUGCCAAACUGGGUUCCCCCGGUAAAGGGGGCCAAUUGGAUGGUAAGAAUGGAGAGGAUGUGAUUAUUGAUAUACCAUUGGGAACUGUUAUUCGGUGGAUUCCUGAUCCAACAGUUUUCAAAAAACAUGUAUCUAAAAAGGAAGGUGAUUCUUUGGAUGAUGUGUAUAUGGAACUUGAAUUGGAUAUGGAUUAUGACAAGAACAAUAUUCAAUUGAGUCGUCAAGGGUACAAGCCAGGUGAAGGGUGGAUUUUUAAAGAGCAUGAUGAAGAAUAUUACCAACUGAGAGAUUUCUUUCAAGAGUUGAAUGACAAAGUGACCAAGUACGAUGAAGAGAUUGAAUUUGAGGAGCUGCAACAAGAUCAGUUUCCUAUACUAGGCAUGGAUUGUGACAGAGUCACAAGUAAACCCUUGUUGCUUUUGCAUGGGGGGAAAGGUGGGUUAGGAAAUAUGCAUUUCUUAACUGCAAACGUUCGUAAUCCUAGGUUUUGCAAAAUUGGCCGACCAGGAAUAACAGCUCAUUUCUUGCUUGAGUUGAAAUUAAUUGCCGACUUGGGUCUAGUUGGAUUGCCCAAUGCUGGAAAGUCAAGUUUAUUACGUGCUAUAUCGAGAGCCAAGCCGAGGGUGGGGCAUUGGGAGUUUACAACGUUACAACCAACUAUAGGUACGAUACAGCAUCGUAUUGACUCUGAUCCUUUUACUGUGGCAGAUAUCCCUGGUAUUAUUAAAGGUGCAUCGGAAAAUAAAGGCAUGGGAUUGGAUUUCCUUCGUCAUAUUGAGCGAUCACGUGGGUUGGUUUUCGUUGUAUCUUUGGAGUCAGAUGAUCCAGUUGCCGACUUGCAAAUAUUGAUUGAUGAGGUUGGUGAAGAGCGGAUGAAGGAUAAAAAGGUUUUGGUUGUGGCUACUAAAGCUGAUUUGAGUACUGAGGGUGAAAAUUAUCAGUCAUUGAAGCAAGUUUUGGAUACAAAGCAUAAUGGUUGGAAAAUUGUGCCGGUUUGUGCGCCCAGGGGUGAAAACAUCGAUCAAUGUUUAGAGUUGAUGAGUGAAGUUGCCAGAAAAUGA